Messenger RNA from Tripterygium wilfordii, 1910 nucleotides. Its product is annotated as probable 2,3-bisphosphoglycerate-independent phosphoglycerate mutase. The transcript has 6 exons. NCBI's taxonomy places the organism in Eukaryota, Viridiplantae, Streptophyta, Magnoliopsida, Celastrales, Celastraceae. Bases 280 to 1767 code for a protein of 495 amino acids. The record is from RefSeq and is a predicted model, not a curated record. Gene Ontology annotation, molecular function: metal ion binding.
AAAAAAGGAAAGAAAAUAUUACUGUAUGCUUUGAACUUCGAAAUUCGAACCUAUCGUUCUGUAACGCUUUUUGAGAGAACCCAUGUUUGUUUUAUUCUGAUCUAUCAUCAAAUUCCUUUAUUUGAUAGAUGCCAAUCCCCUCUUGAAAGAAUUUCUCUCUUCUGCCUUCUUUCAUCAUCGAGCUUUCUUCAGGAUCUAUUCUGGAGCUUUCCAUUAUCCUACGUCAACACUGCCCUGCAAUUUUAGUUCUUGGGAAGGGUAGCCACAGUAUAUAGAAGCAUGGGUAGUCCCCAAGAGCCUAAGAAAAGAGUGGCAUUUGUGCUAAUUGAUGGCUUGGGGGAUGUCUCAUUGCCAAUGUUGAAUUACAAAACUCCACUGCAAGCAGCCAAUGUUCCCUACCUGGAUGCAAUUGCAUCUGCUGGAGUUAAUGGUCUCAUGGACCCUGUUGAAGUAGGCUUGGCUUGUGGAAGUGACACAGCUCAUCUUUCCUUACUGGGUUAUGACCCACGAGUAUAUUACAAGGGUCGAGGAGCAUUUGAAUCCAUGGGUGCCGGGUUGGCGAUGUCACCUGGGGAUAUUGCAUUCAAGUCGAAUUUUGCUACCCUGGAUGAGAAAACUGGAAUAGUCACUAGCAGACGGGCAGAUAGGCACUUUGAAGAAGAAGGGCCCAUUCUCUGUGCCUCCCUAGAUCGGAUGAAGCUGCCUUCUUUUCCUGAGUAUGAAAUCAGAGUUAGGUAUGCAACGGAACAUAGAUGCGGAGUGGUUGUGAAAGGGCCAAGACUGAGUGGGAACAUAUCAGGAACAGACCCACUGAAGGACAACCGUUUACUUCUGCAAGCUGAGGCAUUAGAUGAUACUGACGAGGCAAGGCACACAGCUGCAGUUGUUAAUGAGUUAUCAAGGGAGAUCUCACGACUUCUGAUCUCUCACCCAUUAAAUGCAAAACGAGCUGCUGAAGGGAAGAACAUUGCCAAUCUUGUCCUUUUACGAGGAUGCGGAAUUCGAAUCGAGGUUCCACAAUUUGAUAAGAAACAUGGAUUACGGCCUUGUAUGGUAGCUCCUACCAAAAUUAUUGCUGGUUUGGGUCUGUCUCUUGGUAUUGAUAUCCUGGAAGCUCCUGGAGCUACUGGAGAUUAUCGAACACUUCUAACUUCCAAAGCAACUGCCAUAUCCAGGGCACUCUCGGCUCCUCUAAAUUCUUGCCCCAAUGUAUUUGUACCAGGGGAGGAUGAGCUCAAGGCAGGGCAGCCGGAUGGCUAUGAUUUUGGGUUUCUCCAUAUAAAGGCAAUAGAUGAUGCAGGUCAUGAUAAAGCAAGCAUAUUCAAAGUUAAAGGAUUGGAAGCUGUAGACAGAGCCAUAGGCCAGCUUGCCGCACUCCUUUGGCAGUCUGAAUCAACUGGGAAAUUCCAAUACUUUCUUUGCGUCACUGGAGACCACUCUACUCCUGUUGAAUAUGGAGACCAUAGUUUCGAACCAGUUCCAUUUGCAUUGUGCCGAUUAACAGACUUUGUGGGGGCGGUGGGUGGGGAGUCCGUGAUCAAGGAAAUCUCCCUUGAUCCAUUCCCACUUCCAACCAUUAAGGCUGGUGAAGACGUGCCUGAAGAUAUGAAGACGGAACAAGAGAGAAGUGGCAAAGGACUACAAGCUUUCAGUGGUGAUUCAGUUUGUGAGCUCAAUGAGAUAGCCGCGGCAAGGGGAUGUCUUGGACGAUUUCCGGGUGGAGAAAUGAUGGGAAUCAUCAAGAGAUUUGUGAAAGUGGAUGUGUAAACACUGCUCUUGAAAGAUUUAAUUUGGUGGAUUAAGGAUUUGGCAACUCAUAAUAAGAGCUUUUCCCAAUAAAGGAUUGUUAAAAGAAAUAAAACCACUACCAGACGAUUUUGAAUCAAUCAACAUUUUUGAAAUUUGCUUCC